GAAAAUUUGUCAGAGAUUUUUGUAUAGAAAUAUUAACGAUUAUAAAUUCCGAUGGGAACUGUCUUUUAAAUUACGUUUAAUUGUUUGUCCGAUUCCGCUGUAGAACAACAUUUGCUUCAUUUCAGAACUUAUUAAUUACGAGUCACGAUCUGUGAGUGUGUGACGUAUUUUAAAUUGAUCACUAAUUUCCUACCCGAUUUUGUGUCAACAGACCAAUCGGUAUAGCAGAAACAUUGAGUGUUUAGCAGUAACGUAAAAUCUCUCUCUAGAGCUUCAGGAAAACUUCUAAUAGCGGGAAGAGAGCCACGACUCCAAACAACAAGAUGUCAAAGAAUCGGACAUCAGGGUCUAAACCAGUGAAACAGAGCGAAGUUAAGAAGAUAAGUGUAAAGCCAUUAAUGCCCCUGCAGAGACUUAACUCAAACAAAAACAAUGAUCUUUCAAUUGAUAUCUCCGGAAAUUCUCCAAAAGAGAAAUCACAGCCGCCCGGAUCAAUACACGACAUUUUAGAGAAGAUGAAAGUGUCGCCGGAUUCGCCAGAUGCAAAGGCCGGUAAACUAGCUGCAGAACGGUGGAAAACUAGAACCGCAAAGCAAAUAUACGAUGAUUUCUGCUCCGAGACAAGCUUCUCAGCCCUGACACGUAUACAUAAAUCCUCCAACUGGUGCAAGAGGUUGUUGUGGGUAUUAGCAUGUCUGACAAUGUUUACAUGGCUCAUCAUACAGUGUAUUUGGCUGUUCAAUAAAUAUCUCAGUUAUCCUGUAGAGGUUAAGAUAGAGGUGAAGGCUGUCCCUAACCUGGUGUUUCCAAGCGUGACGGUUUGUAAUCUGAAUCCCCUGAAAAGAAGCCAGUCGCAUAAGGGACCGUUCAAAGAUCUGGAAGAUUACUUUACACUAGAUGACUCUGAUAUGCUGUAUGACGACUUUAUCGACGACCAAAGAAGGGAAUGGUUUGAGGGAAACGAGACAUAUCAUGAUGACGAUGACUUUAUGAAGCAGUACAUGAAACAAAAUUCAUUCAAUAAAUGGGAUGCUUUGGAAAAUGACACGGAAAUUGCCGAGCAGUUUUACUCGGAAAUGGAUGAUUCACACAUGGCUUCGUUUGCAUAUUCGUUAACAGCGGCACAAUUGAGUACGGAUGAAUUCAAGAAGUAUGGGCACCAGAAAGCAGAUUUAAUAUUGUCGUGUACAUGGAAGGGAAUAUCGUGUUCGCCAGCGAACUUUACAUAUCACCGGAGUCAACUGUAUGGAAACUGUUACACAAUCAACACGUUUGAUAACGGUAAUACAGCUCUGUCAACAAAUUAUGCCGGACCACUGAUGGGUCUUGUGCUGGAGCUAAAUAUAGAACAGGAUGAGUAUUUAGCUGCCCUAAGUCCGGAUGCCGGUGUUAGAAUUGCUAUCCACCCUAGAGGGACAUAUCCAUUCCCGGAAGAUGAAGGAAUCUCGGUACCCCCGGGAUUUAAAACUUCCAUCGGGAUCUCAAAGACUGAACUUACCCGUCUGCCCCCACCCCACGGGGAAUGUGGUGGAAGUGGAAGGGACGUUACGAACUUGUACGCCAGGGAUUUUGGGACGUCAUACUCAAAGCAAACAUGUCUUAAAUCAUGCGUUCAACAGAAACUCUUAGAAAUAUGUGGAUGUGUGACGUCAUACUUUUAUGUUCCUGAAAAUGUGUCCGUUUGUUCGACUGUUGGCAACGGAACUGAUGGCGCGUGUAUGGAGGACACACUUUGUAAACAACUAGACGAAUGUAAUAGUAGAUGUCCGACUCCAUGUCAAGAAUCCAAGUUUGAAUUUACAACUUCCAUGUCGAAAUGGCCAUCAGAGCAAUACGAGGAUCAUCUGGAUGCUAAGAUAAGUAAAUCUAUGAGCAUGUUUAUGGACGAGGAUGACCGAUCUGACAGUGAAGACACGCUGACAAAGGUAGAAAUAUACUUCAGGGAACUUGUCUACGAGAAGAUUGAACAACAAAAAGCCUACGAGUCUCAGAAUUUGAUAUCUGAUAUCGGAGGUCAGCUUGGUCUCUGGCUCGGACUGUCAGCAAUUACUGUUGGAGAACUGAUUGAGUUCUUUGGCUCGCUCGGAAAAGUGAUAUGUGCACGAUGUUUUAAAAAGAAGACUCAUCCAAACAUUGAUAACAGUGAUAAACAAAGCUUUGCAUAAAUAAACACUUCAAAGAUAAAAAAUACAUCAAUUAUUGAACAUCUGUCUAUUGAAAUGACAGUGUCAUAAAACUCCUACAUUUACAAUGUCAUAUAUUUAC
Molecule: messenger RNA, 2265 nt
Organism: Ruditapes philippinarum (Manila clam)
Lineage: Eukaryota; Metazoa; Mollusca; Bivalvia; Venerida; Veneridae
Product: amiloride-sensitive sodium channel subunit alpha-like
Exons: 14
Coding region: 324-2165 (613 amino acids)
Biological process (GO): sodium ion transmembrane transport
Cellular component (GO): membrane
Molecular function (GO): ligand-gated sodium channel activity
Source: RefSeq, a predicted model, not a curated record